Messenger RNA from Camellia sinensis, 444 nucleotides. RefSeq lists its product as uncharacterized. The record is from RefSeq and is a predicted model, not a curated record. Lineage: Eukaryota; Viridiplantae; Streptophyta; Magnoliopsida; Ericales; Theaceae. Gene Ontology annotation, molecular function: RNA binding.
AUGGAAAGAGAAGGGUGGAACCCAGUGUUCAGAAGAAGAAGAGCAGAAAGAGUGGGCAAUCAAAGCAGCCCAUCUAUGGUUGUAGAUGGGUUGUUUACCAUAUUUGUAGAUGAGAUUCCAAACUCUACAAAUCCAAAAAGCUUGUAUACUUUAUUCAGUAAGUUCAGAAUAGUUAAGGAUGUCUUUAUUCCAAUGAAAAGAAGACAAAUUACGGGCUCUCAGCUCAGAUUUGUAAGGAACAAUUGCAAGGUUGCAACAGACAUGAUGGUGCUAAAAGCUGAUGGUUUAUGGUGUGAUAAUAAAGCUUUGAAGGUGAAGAAUGCAUCAUAUAAAAAAGGGGAACAGAAACAACCUAUAGCGAGAAACAAUGGUGGUCCGAUAAGGGUGGUGAGGAUGUGGUCAAUACAAAUAGAGGAUUUUUGCACUGAGAAACGCAGAGUAUGA